AGUGAACUUGUUUUCUCGAAAAAAAGUGACUUUUUUUCGGUGGGGGAAAAAAAAAGUGUUUUUGGAUUAAAAAAAAAAAAAAAUUCUCAUGGAUUGAAGAGAAGUGCGAUAUUUGGAAAAAAAAGUGACCUUGAUUUAUUGAGCGAUUGUCAAAGCGAACUUGAUUAGUGCUCGAGUGAGAUUCUUUGUUUGGGCCUUGGGAGUUCUCGCGGGAGGAAAGGUCGCGGUGACCUUGGAUACCAAUGGUGACACGAUCGCGGUGAAAAGUGCUGCGAGACGACUUUUUUAUUGUGGGGAAAAAGCAAAUUUUUUUUUUCUCCUUUUUUUAAGGGGAAAAAAAGUGGGGGUUUAUUUUUCUCAAAAAUUUUGGUUUUUUGAGAGAAUUUCGUUUCUUUUUUUGAAACGAAAUUUAGGCUGGCAGUGAUAAUAACAAGAUGCCGAAAAUAUUCUUGAUCAAAAAUCGCCUCCACCAGCAGCAGCUCAAGCUGUUGGAGGCACAACACUCGGGGAAAAGUCCACCACACGGAGGCGGAAAGGAUAGCCCCCUUGGGGGCAGCGAACCCCUCAGUCUCAUCGUUAACAAACAUCAAUAUCGUGAGAGAAUUGAAGAUGACAGAGCAACGACACCGGAAUCGUUGCGCAGUGCAAGUCCAGCGUCAUCGCCACCGCCCUCGAUUCAAUGGCAAGCGACGCAGAUGUCGAAUUCGAGUCAUGGAGCACCGAGAAGAUUUAUCUCGAGUAUCCUCGGUGGCGAUGUCCCCUAUGGAAGUAGAGGUCACGUACUGACAAGAGCCGAACGUAAAGAAUACAGUAGUCCACCAAUUGCUCCAUCAUCAUCGGAGCCGAAAUUCCUGACGAAAACGGACAAAGUCGAACUCCCCAGGCCACUGACCCCACCGAAGGCUAAACUCGAACCUCCCACGAGAGUCUCGGUAAUUCAGAGGGUGCCGCCCCAGGCGCAAAAUCCCAGACGUGAGGAGACGAAAAUUGAGGUCCCAUGCACACAGGAACCUGAGCAGGAUCAACCGAUUGACUAUGCAGUACCUAAGCGAAAAGAGGACGAGGAGAAGGGUAGGGAGGGAGCGAAGAAUUCGAGGACAAUGGGCAAUUCAAUAGCGAGGCCCCUUUUGGCGAUGAGAUUAUCCGGACAGCAGGCAAUUCACGCGGCAGCUGGUCAUGGAAGAACGUCUAAUUCUGGAAGUAAUACCGGUGGUAGUCAAGGUUCCUCGGGUGGGAAUUCGUCAAAUAGUGGAAAUUCCGGAAGUUCUGGCGGUGGUUUCAGUUCCGGUGGUGGGAACACGGGAAGUGGUGGUGGCGGUGCAAUUGGCGGUGGUGCCGGUGGGGGUGGAAUGAAUCCCGGUGGUAAUGGUGGUCGUGGAAAUUAUGGUCCAAGUUCACCGCCAACUGGUUCCCUACCGCCAUUCUACGAAUCGUUGAAAGGAGGCAAUAACCUCGCUAAUUUCGCGAAUCAGUACAAUGGAAAUGGUUACCUCACGGCGUCGCCAGCUGUUGGAAUGGACUGCGAUACAGGACAGCACGAUGUUAAUUCCCCCCAUUCAUUCGGUGCUCAGGAAGGGAAGCAGUACUCCCUGCUGCAGAAUGUAUGCGCCUCGUAUGGUAUUACCCUUAAGGAAGAAGAAGAUCUAGCGGCCUAUAAGAUUCAACCAAACGAUUUACUCUCCGGACAGUAUGGACCGUAUGAUAUGACAGACUCGGGUAUGAUUGUGGACAUGGUCACUGGUUCUGUAGUCGAUCCAAUGCAAUUUACAGCUACGUUUACCUUCAAUUCACCGCCGGAUCAUAACGCCUUCUUGGAGAGUCUAAAUGAUGCGGAGGAUCUCUUUUUGCCGAAACUCCCCGCCGAGGAAGGCAAUGAUCUACUUGAAGAAACGUUACAUUCCCCAGCGUCCGCUGGUAGUGUCAUCGGUCAAGAUGGACAGAUGACCAGUCCAGUGGAACCCAGUGUCGAUCCCUUUCCCGAACACAAUAUAUCGCUGGCUAGAGGUUUUGAUAACACCAGGCAUUACACAGUUCCGCAACACAUGUCGCCGAAAAUCUCAGGAAUCACCUAUCCCAGUGCAGAGUCGAGUUAUCAACCUCUACCUAAGGAGCGCGCCGAAUUGGCACUUCAUAUAAACCAAAAUCAACAUCAACCCGAACCACAACUUCAGCAAUUGCAAAUACAAGUCCAAUUGCAGCAGCAACAUCAGCAGCAGAGUUCUCCCCAUCAGCAUCAUCAGGGCUUGCUGAGUCCUAGCUUGAGCUUCACUGGCAGUGGUUUGGAAUUGGAUUCCGGUAGUAGUGCUGGUGGGAGUUUGCCAAGUCCGGGUGCAGCCUCGUGUUCCCUGGACGCAGCGUCGACCAGCACAUCGCCAUCCUGUGCACUAAUGGAGCACGCGCCGAGUCCCUCGAGCGUAUCAGCUACGUUGGGCCUCCCAGGAGAUGUCCCCAUUGAAUUCGUUAACGGCGGUCAUGGAAUCAAGAACCCAUUGGCGAUUGAUGGCCAACGGCAGACAACGACGAUUCGCGAAGAAGAAAGAGCGGUUCGACCUCCACAAGGAAAGGAGGACGAUCCCAGUAGAUUCUCGUGUCGCGUUUGCAGUAAGCACUUCAGUCUCCAGAGACUCUUGAAUCGACACAUGAAGUGCCACAGCGAUGUGAAACGAUACCUCUGCACCUUCUGUGGGAAGGGUUUUAAUGACACCUUCGACCUCAAGAGGCACACGAGAACGCACACCGGAGUCAGGCCCUACAAAUGCAAUCUCUGCGAGAAGAGCUUCACCCAGAGAUGUUCACUCGAGAGCCAUUGCCUCAAGGUCCACGGGGUUCAGCAUCAGUACGCGUAUAAGGAGCGACGCACAAAGGUUUACGUCUGCGAGGAGUGCGGUCACACCACCCAAGAACCAGAGGUCCACUAUCUUCACCUGAAAGAAAAACAUCCCUACAGUCCAGCACUUCUAAAAUUUUACGAUAAGCGGCAUUUCAAGUUCACGAACAGCAAUUUCGCCAACAUGUUGCUACAGGGUGGCCUUCUCCAACCGGAUUCACGGAGUCCAAACACCGGCGUCAAGAAGACUUCCAAAACUCUUGAAAAUCGUCGCUUGCUAAUAACCAAGUCUAAAUAACGAAGCCAUUUCUCGAGAACCAUUUUGUUUCGGAAAUCGGACAACAAGAGGACGUUGCAUUAUCGACGACAAAAAAAAAACGGUUUGCCAGAUAUCGCAAAAGGCAAGUGAUAGCAAACUUUUGAAUUUCAAUUUAAAAACAUAACUUUUCUGGCUAAAAACUAUUCUCCCAGUAUUCUCUUAUCGAUCUAUUUUUAGGCUAAUUUUUUUCUCUCCAUAUUUUUUUUUUCAAAAAUUUACAAAAAAAAACAUAAAAAGUGGACGAAUCUCUAAAUUUUAGAACGAUUUCGAUUCACUUAUCGACUGAUCACGAGGAAACAAUAGGACGUAUGAAAAAAAAUGUAUAGGCGGGAUUUCCCGAUGGGAAAUUUUAAGCACAAUUUUGUUAGUUAGGGUAACUGUGAUAUAUUGAAAAAAAAAUAAUAAAAAAAAACUGGCUAGAUUUUUUUUUAUUACUAUACAUACACAAAUGGCACAUGACUCGCGUUCUAAAUUUCGAUUUUCGGAUAUUUUCGCGCAAUUCUUGACACUUGAAAAUAUUUACAUAAAUACACAAUACAUAAAACACGACACAAAACGGGGUUUCGUGCAAUGUUUGCGGUGGUAGGGAAACUUACAAACAAAAAAUGGCGUUAGUGACUCGCAAUUCUUCAGCGGAAGGGAAACAAACUCCUUUUUUGAUAAUUUGACAAAAGCGUUAAUUAUGAAAAGAACUCAAAAUAAAUAUAAUGGAAGAAAAUAUAAACAUAACCUCAAAUUUUUUCUUUUUUUUUAGACAUGAGAGAAAGAAGGAUAGUAAAUCAUUUUUCUAGAAAAGGAUGAAAGAUAUUUCUAUUCUUCUUUCUCUCAUGUAAAUAGUUUUCGCGAACAUGAGAUAGAAAAGAAUAGAUAUAUACUUUUAUUCUUUUCUAACUCAUACAUUACACUGUGUUUCGGUUUUAAUGCAGAAUUUUUUUCUUCGAAAAUAUUUGUGUUUAUAUUUUUCCUUCCGGGUUUAUUUGCCUUUCUGUGAAAAUACUCUUAAAAAAUACGAUCACAAAUCUUUUUCUCGUAAAAUCCUGAGCAGAAGCUUUGGGCUUAAAUUUGUGAAUUGUACGCAUAGAAUUGUAAUCGUACCUUAAUAUAUCUCAUUAUAAUGCGACAGUUAAUUCUAUAACUAUUUAUUUAUUUAUCGAAAAUAAUUUUCAAUUUACUAGGUAAGAAUGAAUUUUUUCUAUAGUAAAUUUACAAUUAUUUACCUCUCUAGUAUUAGUAUAAUUACCACAAUUAUUUAUUUGACACUUUUAGUAAUUUCUUAAUCUAUUUUUCGGUAGGAGGUAAAAUGAGCCUUGUCCUCUGGUCAAAUUUCGAAUUUUUCCUCGACUGCCCAACCUUGCUAUGGUGGAAAUUGUAAACAGACCUUAAAAUAUUAAAAGGCCGAUUUUAUAUGCGAGGGAAAAGGACAGCAAUAUCUUCUGCCUCUUUCUAGAAAAAGGCAAAGGAUAUUUUUAUCCUUCUUACUCUCAAGUAAAAAUUAAAAUAUUUUUGAUUCCACAUAAACUUGAAUUCUUUUCUGCACUCGAAAAAAAUACUGAAAAUUCCACCUAACAAGUUUGGAAUUCGGCUAAAAAUUAAAAAAUUUGAUUUUUUUUACCGUUUUUGAACUGAUUUAAUUUAAAAAAAAUGCUUUUUAAAGUCAAAUUAUCAAACCUAACCUCAAAUUACAAGAGAAUAAAUUUUUAGGUUAUGUUAGCUUUUUUCCCCUGCGAAUUGCCGGGUCUCUCGAAUGCUGACUAGAUUAAUAAGUUAAUUCAAUUUUAAAUAAGAAAAAAAAGAGCUUCAGGUGCUUUGGAUUAUAGAGUUGUUUGGUGCUUUUUUUUCUCACGAAGCUGAAAUACUUUGGAAAUUUCUUUUUUAUGUAAAUAGAACAAUUAUAAUAAUUUUUAAGUACGUUAGAAACAAAAAAAAAAGUGCACUGGAUGCAAAACAGGAAUAAGAGAAAAACUUAAAAUAGACAAAAUUUCCAGUGUCGAGUUUUUAUUAAUUUUUUGUAAAUAAUAUUAUAGAGUAUAAACAAUUUUAGUCUAUAUAACUAUUUGUACCUUGGAUGUUAAAAACAAUUAUAAGAGAAAAAGAAAAUAAUGUAAAGAGAGUGAGAAUAUUGUUUGUACGUCCCUGUCUCAGCAAUACUCAAGCAAAGAACAAAAAAAAUAAAAUAAUGCAGAAAAAGUAGAACUUUUUAAAGAAAUAUAAAAUAUUUUCUCACCUAAGCCAAUCGUAUCUCGUUAUUAUUUAAUUUACGUCCAGUAUUGUCUGAUAUAUAUAUGUAACUAUUAUAAUAUUGUUAUCAUGAUAAUUUUUUUUCUCCUUUUUAUUAUUAUUAUAUUAUUAUUAUUAUUAAAAAAGUAUCGCUAUACUGUUUUUACAACAUUCCAACUCUAUAUUGAUAUAUAUUUAAGAAUAGUAAACAAAAAUUAAUGGUUAUUAUUAAUUAUUAUUAUUAUUAUAUUAUUAUAAUGAUUAUUAUUAUUAUUAUUAUUAUAUAUUAUGGAUAUUAUUGAGAAAAAAAAACAAAAUAUUUAUCAACGUUAAUUUUUAACAGAUGCGCUUCCUGUCGACAAUUUUUAUUUUAUUCGCUGAGAAAUGAUGAAUGAAUGUUAUAUAUUUUUUUUCGUGCAGUAAUUGUAUAUCUAAAUUUUAUGUGUGAAUGUGUUUUGGAAAAAAAAUGCGAUUAACAAGAACGACUGUUUUAUUAAAAAAAAAUAUUUUUUUUCAUUUUUUUUGUAAUAUAUUAGCUCGAAAACAAUUUGAGCCUUAUAUUUUUUAGUUUCUAGAGUUGAUUAUUAUUAAUCGACUGUUAAAACGGUAAAACGUGGUUUUUCACACUUCUGUGCAUGUAGAAAUUGAAGAGAUAAU
This is a messenger RNA of Leptopilina heterotoma, 6020 nucleotides long. It is a transcript of the gene ovo, whose product is annotated as transcriptional regulator ovo. The record is from RefSeq and is a predicted model, not a curated record. Gene Ontology annotation, molecular function: RNA polymerase II cis-regulatory region sequence-specific DNA binding; DNA-binding transcription factor activity, RNA polymerase II-specific. The coding region runs from base 435 to 3125 and encodes 896 amino acids. Gene Ontology annotation, cellular component: nucleus. The transcript is spliced from 7 exons. Gene Ontology annotation, biological process: regulation of transcription by RNA polymerase II; epidermal cell differentiation. Lineage: Eukaryota; Metazoa; Arthropoda; Insecta; Hymenoptera; Figitidae.